Lolium rigidum is the source of this 725-nucleotide messenger RNA. Its product is annotated as 40S ribosomal protein S11. Gene Ontology annotation, biological process: translation. The transcript has 6 exons. The coding region runs from base 78 to 557 and encodes 159 amino acids. The record is from RefSeq and is a predicted model, not a curated record. NCBI's taxonomy places the organism in Eukaryota, Viridiplantae, Streptophyta, Magnoliopsida, Poales, Poaceae. Gene Ontology annotation, molecular function: structural constituent of ribosome. Gene Ontology annotation, cellular component: ribosome; cytosolic small ribosomal subunit.
GAAGCCUCAGCGCCCUCUGCUCCCGCACCUCCCCGAGCGCCGCCGCCACCUCGCCGCUCGAAGCCCGCAGCGCAGCCAUGGCGGAGCAGACCGAGAAGUCUUUCCUCAAGCAGCCCAAGGUUUUCCUCAGCACAAAGAAGGCUGACAAGGCUAAGAGGCCUGGCAAGGCUGGCAACCGUUUCUGGAAGAGUGUUGGCCUUGGCUUCAAGACCCCAAGGGAAGCCAUUGAGGGCACAUACAUCGACAAAAAGUGCCCAUUCACGGGUACUGUUGCCAUCAGGGGCAGGAUCAUAGCUGGAACAUGCCACAGCGCCAAGAUGAACAGGACCAUCAUUGUCCGCAGGAACUACCUCCACUUUGUCAAGAAGUACCAGAGGUAUGAGAAGAGGCACUCAAACAUCCCUGCUCACAUCUCCCCAUGCUUCCGUAUCAAGGAAGGCGACCAUGUCAUCAUCGGCCAGUGCAGGCCUCUGUCCAAGACCGUCAGAUUCAACGUCCUGAAGGUCAUUCCAGCUGGAACCACUGGUGGUGGGAAGAAGGCUUUCAUCGCUGCCUAAGCUUAGACUCUGAUUCAUGAGUAGUUCAUAGUCAGAAGUUUUUCGCACUUAAAAAGACCUACCAGGCUGGUGUUUUGGUAUUUGAUUCCAUAUUUUCUGUCAGACUGAAGUCUCUCGUCAUAUGAACGUGUUUGUGGAAUCUAUCUAUCAUUAAGAGUUUUGCUUAAA